Varanus komodoensis (Komodo dragon) is the source of this 735-nucleotide messenger RNA. RefSeq names its product potassium channel tetramerization domain containing 14 (gene KCTD14). Lineage: Eukaryota; Metazoa; Chordata; Lepidosauria; Squamata; Varanidae. Gene Ontology annotation, biological process: protein homooligomerization. The coding region runs from base 1 to 735 and encodes 244 amino acids. The record is from RefSeq and is a predicted model, not a curated record. Gene Ontology annotation, molecular function: protein binding. The transcript is spliced from 2 exons.
AUGAGCGUUUCGCCGGAGCCCAAGGCCCUCGGGAAGCAGGUCCAGAGCAUCCUGCAAACGCAGCCUCAGGUCAUACAGCUGAAUGUCGGAGGGGAGAUAUUUACAACUACACUGAGCACCUUGAAGAAACACCCAGCCUCCAAACUGGCUGAGAUGCUUGUUGGUGGCCAGUCAAAGUUCCAGAUGGACUCUGAGGGGCGCUACUUCAUCGACCGGCCUGGGACGUAUUUUGCGUACAUCUUGGAAUUUCUGCGCAGUGCCCAGGUGCCCAGGCAGUGUGUCCAGGAAGUGUACAAGGAAGCCCUCUUUUAUGAAAUCAAGCCAUUGAUCAAACAGCUAGAAGAUUCCCCUCAGAUUUUUGGGGAGGUGGUGGCCCGGAAGCAGUUCCUAGCCCGGGUGCCCAACUACCCCGAGAACCUCGAGCUGAUGAUCCGCAUCGCCCGGGCAGAAGCAGUGGCCUCCCGCCAGUCCAGCGUCAUGGUGUGCGUCAUGAAGACAGAGGAGGAUGUCAGCAAAUGCUACGACACCCUCAACAGUUUGGACACGCUGAAGAAGUCGGUGGUCAGCUUUGGCCCCUGGAAGGCCUCGCCGAGCAUUUGGGACCUCUUGGACUGCAUCCAGAUGGAUGUGGAGGCCAAGGGUUACAAGGUCUCCUACAAACCCUACGGGCCAGAGAAGGGCUUCCGCUUCAAAUCCAGCGAAGCCUUCUUCACAUUUUCCUUCACAUGGUGGUAG